UGACCAAAAGCAGUCCGCUCCCCUCUGAUCGUUCUCAGUGCCUACCUUCACACACAAGGAAGGGCACACUGCUCUGGUCUGCCAGAGCACACACACCUACACACACCUACACUUACACACCUAUACACACCUACACACACCUACACUUACACACCUAUACACACCUACACACACACACACACAUACACACCUAUACACACCCACCCUCUCUCUUCCCGGCACCCUGAGCAACCUCUCACCAUUGGCCAGGUCCCCAAGCCCUCAGCAUCUCCAUCACGGCUGAAGGGACCAUUCAAGAAAACAGGAGACAGAGGUGGACUAUGAGGAUGUUGGAGGGGCUCAUAUUGGGACUCUUUGUCCUCAACGCAGUGGUGGCCAACCCCAGAUUUGCCCGGCAGGUGGAAUUAGACACGUACGACAGCGCCAACUAUGAUGUGGAUCUCGAAAACUUGAAUUUGGAGAAUCCGGAUGUCGAUGGUUAUGAAGAUGGACUGACUAUUGACGAACCUCAGAUAGAGAUUGGCACACUGGCCCCACCAAAUUAUAACUACCCUGGCCCUGGGGGCCCUGCAUCACUGGAGGAGGAAGAGGAGGAGGAGGAGUUGCCCCUAAGACCCCAGCUCAUCCCCCAAGGCUCAGGGGGGUCUGGGGUACUCAUGGGCCCAGACGCACAGGGAGAGGAGGAGCUGCGCCUGAGUCCUAUUGACAUUCUUCAUAUCUCCGGGGACUUUGGGGGUUCCACGGGUUCUGGGGGUUCCGGUGGCUCUGGGGGUUCCGGAGACCUUUUGGCUUCCGGUUCUGGGGACCUUUUGGCUUCUGGAGGCUCAGGGGGUUCCAUGGAAAUUGGUUCAGCAGGUUCUGGGGAUCUUGGUUCUGGGGGUUCCGGGGACCUUGGAUCCGGAGGCUCUGUGGGUUCCGGGGACCUUGGAUCCGGAGACUCUGUGGGGUCCGGGGACCUUGGUUUUGGAGGCUCUGGGGGUUCUGGGGACCUUGGUUCUGGAGGCUCUGGGGGUUCCGGGGAUCUUGGUUCCCUGGGCUCUGGAGGUUCCGGCACCCUCCUAAGCUCAGGGGGUUCCGGGGACAUAUUGGUUUCCAGUACUGGGGGUUCCGGAGGUUCUGGAGGUUCCGGGGACUCAGGAAUAAUAAUUAUAUCUGGAGAGGAGGAGCUGCCCCUCAUUCCUGACACUACCCCCCAGGAGGCAUCGGGUGUUUCUGGGGAGUCCGGGGCCUUUGGCACCUCAGGGGCCUCAGGGCCUGGGGACUCCGACUCUGGUGGGUCAGAGGUCACAUUAAUCCCUGACCCUGAAGAAGAGGAGGAAGUGCUCCUGACUACUCCGAAAACCCCUCAGGAGUCUGGAGGUACAGUAGGCUCAGGGGGCUCUGGGUUGCCAGAGGUUGACUUGGACAUUAAAGGUAUGCCUACCUGCCUGCUGUGCACCUGUCUGGGUGGUUCUGUCUACUGUGAUGAUGUGAAGCUGACGAGCGUGCCGCCUCUCCCCAAAGAGACCACUCACUUCUACGCCCGCUACAACCACAUCACCAAGAUCAACAAGGGCGACUUUGCUCAGAUGAACAAGCUGAAGAGGAUCGACUUGACCGCCAACGAGAUUGCAUCCAUCGCCGAUGAUGCGUUCUCCGGCCUGCCCAUGCUGGAGGAGCUGGUGCUCCGUGAGAACGGCGUGUCACAGCUGCCUGCCCUUCCGCCCGUGAUGACCCUCAUCGACGCCAGCCACAACAACAUUGGCGCCACAGGCAUCCACAAAGAGGCUUUCAAGGACAUGACGGGUCUGCUGUACCUGUACCUAACAGACAACCACAUCGACCACAUCCCUGUGCCCCUACCGGACAGCCUGCGCUCUCUGCACCUACAGCGCAACAACAUUCAGAUGAUACACGAGGACACGUUCUGCAACCUGAAAGACUUCAACUACAUCAGGAACGCACUGGAGGACAUUCGCCUGGACGGCAACCCCAUCAACCUCAGCAGGACCCCACAGGCCUAUGUGUGCCUGCCCCGCAUCCCCAUCGGAGCCCACAUCUAACCACACACUGAUCAAUACUCGUGAAUACACAAGCAUCCUUACACAGCUCAACAUCUACGAGACAUAUGUACAUACCAUGCACACACUUACCUACGGAGACAGAUCCUAAAAGUUGUCCAGUCUCAGUUCAAUUGCAAUCUGCACAUACAGUAAACACCGGAACACAGUGUCUACCUAUCUGGCCUAAUUUAAGUCUGAUCAGCUGUUGAUCGCAUACAUAACACAGUGAGCGAGAUGGUGUGUAUCUCUCAUUCCUAC
Oncorhynchus nerka (sockeye salmon) is the source of this 2300-nucleotide messenger RNA. RefSeq names its product leucine-rich repeat protein soc-2 homolog. Gene Ontology annotation, cellular component: extracellular matrix. Lineage: Eukaryota; Metazoa; Chordata; Actinopteri; Salmoniformes; Salmonidae. The record is from RefSeq and is a predicted model, not a curated record. The transcript has 10 exons. Gene Ontology annotation, biological process: articular cartilage development; bone development. The coding region runs from base 321 to 2042 and encodes 573 amino acids. Gene Ontology annotation, molecular function: protein binding.